GUUUACCCCACACACACUUCGAUCAAGCUCCUCCGCCCCCUCUCGUUCGCCCGUCGCACAAGCUGCCAAGAUCAGGUCUUCCUCUCCCUUCCACCGUCGCGAGCAUCCAUCUCUGUUGCUGGGUACGACGACUCUGCGAGGCGAGGAGACAUCUUGGAGGCUUGAACCCUCAAAGUACGCUCGAUGAUAACCUAAAUCCCUGCAGACUUUUCAUUCCGAUCCGGUCAGAAUCGGCCGGGGAUAUUUAAUGGAUAAAGGAUGGUGCAUCAUUUACAACAAUAAGAUUGUAAAGUUUCUUCUGUCGAAAGAUGCAUCAUUUCCAUAAGAUGGAAAUUGCUUGUGGCAUGCCACCUUGUUCAGGUCUAUUUUUGUUCAAGCCUUUCACUGUCUCAAUAACAUUUCACCGGCCAUGGAAGACCAAGUUUUCCAUUGUUAAGAAUACUGGACGAGCUGUCACAAAAUCACUUUCGAGUUCUAAUCUCAUUUGUGCAUCAUUAAGAAGUAAUGGCCAUCCUAGAUUAUCUUAUGGAGGUGGUUUUGACAAAGAACCAUUUUGGAUAAAUGUGGUGAAGGAUAGUGCAUGGAGUUUGAAAUCUGUAGCAGUAUUCUUAGCUGAGCAGCCUAGCCAGAUAAAGUACAUAGAGUGGCCAACAUUUCAAAGCACGUUGAGGACGGCCAGUCUUACCCAUGUUCUUGUGGCUUUGCUCAUUGUUGCUUUGUCCUCUGUGGACUCGUGUCUUUGUUAUAUUUUGGCUUUGCUGCUCAGGAGAACUGCUUAGUUACAGAGCUUUUGUAUGCCGUCGACCUCAGCGGCGAUGCAAUUUCAAGUUGUGGAGCAUGAAACUAGCAAAACGUAAUGCUUAAAUCUUAAGGGGCUGAAUUCUGAAGUUACUGUGCCACGACUGAUUUUACUUGUUGACAUCAAGAUAUUUGGUUGGAUGGUUUCUAACAGUUAGCUCGUAGCAUGACAUUUUCUUCUAGCGACUCGUGCAAGUUUCUCAUAACUCAGGAGCUCAACCUGAUGGAUGUAGAAAUGAACCUCGAGAGGAUUAGAUAUGAGAACUAAGCAUUAAAGACGAAACUCAGUGUGAUGUUCAGUUUGUGGUAGGCAAUACUUAGCUUCCAUAAGCUGAAGGAGAUCAAUCUGUUGCUACACAUGCAGUAAACUAGAAAAGGCCGCAAGGGAAUGACUUCUCUAGCAAGACUUACCUGAACUCGGCCGAAGGCAUGAUCCAUAGAAAUAGCAGGGAGGAGGAUUUCCCAGACACGCCACAGUGCCUAGUGAGAUCUUAUUACCUUAAGGGACACAGCCAUCUUCUCAGCAUAUCCUCAAAGGAGACAUAAAAAGAGAAAAAAAGGGACCUAUCAAGAGAAGAGAAGAAGAAAAUACCAAUCGAAUCACCUCGAAUCUUAUUCCACAAGCAUUAAAGACUCAAGGAGACUGUUCUGUGCAUAGGCCGUGUGACCCAAGGUGAGGGGUGUAAUGAUGGAGGCAAAUAAUCACGAUGAAGCUUUUGGAAAACCGUGAGUCCAUUGAAUGAGCCCAGCCCCAUUUAUACAACUUCACCGGGAGCAGCUCACUUUGAACGUAGACUCAGUGCUAAGUAUGGGAGCAAAGUGAAGUUUGUCAUCUUAGCUGUCUCUCUAGGCUGGUUCCAUACUAUUUGAAAGGGGAUAAAUCUGGGAGCAUAAGUAUUAUAGCAAAAUAUGUCUACAUAAUCCAUCCCUAAAUUACGUAAAGGGAAGUAAAUCACGGGAAUAGUUUACAACAUCGGGAGGCAUGAGUGAUUAUUAGUAAAGUGAUCGAGUUGAAUUAGAUUGUUUUGAUAGGGUUAAGUAAGAGUAUAAGUUAAACCUAUUUUGAAAUUAUGAUGUGUUUAUUAAGUGCGAGUACAGGUAUAAUAAUGAACAAGUUUAAGAGGUAAAGGGAGAAAAACAAGGUUUAAGUUAUUGGGAAAAAUUAUGAACCAGGUUGGGGGAAAAAUAAAGAAAUAUUUUCAUUAUUAUUAUCUAAGUUAAAUCAUUUGAUACAAAUUCGAAGAAGUUAAGGUUGACAAUAUGAGAAAUCUAAGAAGCUUCAAUAGAAGUCAGAUACUUGGUAAGUGAUUUAGAAGUUGGAGAGGUCUUGAGAGUAAUCAAUGAAUGUUCUACUCAUGAAAAGUAAAAUUAUAUUUUUAUUUGA
This is a messenger RNA of Zingiber officinale, 2182 nucleotides long. RefSeq lists its product as uncharacterized. The transcript has 7 exons. NCBI's taxonomy places the organism in Eukaryota, Viridiplantae, Streptophyta, Magnoliopsida, Zingiberales, Zingiberaceae. Gene Ontology annotation, cellular component: membrane. Gene Ontology annotation, biological process: protein targeting. Bases 309 to 779 code for a protein of 156 amino acids. The record is from RefSeq and is a predicted model, not a curated record.